Pungitius pungitius (ninespine stickleback) is the source of this 2949-nucleotide messenger RNA. RefSeq names its product serine/threonine-protein phosphatase 2A 55 kDa regulatory subunit B alpha isoform. The record is from RefSeq and is a predicted model, not a curated record. Gene Ontology annotation, cellular component: cytosol; protein phosphatase type 2A complex. The transcript has 10 exons. Bases 248 to 1585 code for a protein of 445 amino acids. NCBI's taxonomy places the organism in Eukaryota, Metazoa, Chordata, Actinopteri, Perciformes, Gasterosteidae. Gene Ontology annotation, molecular function: protein binding; protein phosphatase regulator activity.
GAGAGCGAGAAGGAGGGAGGGAGAGAACGAGCUGGGGGGCGAUAGUGUCUGUCUGACACACACAGUGAAACAGCGAGAGGAGCGGGAAAGACAACAGCGAUAAAAUACAUCCUGACAUUCAGGGUUUGCGGGGACGAAAGGCGGAGAUUCAGCGGAAGGAAAAGUUCAGACUCCACUAAUCAGUGCGUGGGAGUGGGAGCAGGAUCGUGACUGACUGAGACAAGCCCCACUGUCUGUCUGUCUCGUCAUGGCAGGAUCUGGAGGUGACAUGCAGUGGUGCUUCUCUCAGGUGAAAGGAGCUAUCGAUGAUGACGUAGCAGAAGCGGACAUCAUAUCCACAGUGGAGUUUAACCACACAGGGGAGCUGCUGGCGACGGGGGACAAGGGGGGGCGCGUCGUCAUUUUCCAGCAGGAAAUAGAGAAUAAGAAUCAACCUCAGUUCCGGAGCGAAUACAAUGUUUACAGCACUUUCCAGAGCCAUGAGCCAGAGUUUGACUACUUGAAGAGUUUGGAAAUAGAAGAGAAGAUCAACAAGAUCCGUUGGCUUCCUCAAAAAAAUGCUGCUCAGUUCCUGUUGUCAACUAACGAUAAGACAAUCAAGUUGUGGAAAAUCAGCGAACGAGACAAGAGACCAGAGGGUUAUAAUCUCAAAGAGGAGGACGGACGCUACAAAGACCCCAACAACAUCUCAGGACUGCGGGUGCCGGUCUUGAUACCCAUGGACCUCAUGGUGGAAGCCAGUCCACGGCGGGUGUUCGCCAACGCUCACACGUACCAUAUCAACUCGAUCUCGGUCAACAGCGACGAUGAGACCUACCUGUCUGCAGACGACCUGCGCAUCAACCUGUGGCACCUCGAGAUCACCGACCGCAGCUUCAACAUCGUUGACAUUAAACCGGCCAACAUGGAGGAGCUGACGGAGGUGAUCACAGCGGCGGAGUUCCAUCCCCUCCAGUGCAACACCUUUGUGUACAGCAGCAGCAAAGGAACCAUCCGUCUGUGCGACAUGAGGGCGUCGGCGCUGUGCGACAGGCACUCCAAGCUGUUCGAGGAGCCGGAAGAUCCCAGCAAUCGUUCCUUCUUCUCUGAGAUCAUAUCCUCCAUCUCGGAUGUAAAGUUCAGCCACAACGGACGCUACAUGAUGACCAGAGACUACUUGUCUGUGAAGAUUUGGGAUCUGAACAUGGAGAACAGGCCGGUGGAGACCUACCAGGUCCAUGAAUAUCUGAGGAGCAAGCUGUGCUCGCUGUACGAGAACGACUGCAUCUUUGACAAAUUUGAAUGCUGCUGGAAUGGCAAUGACAGCGUGGUGAUGACCGGCUCGUACAAUAACUUCUUCCGGAUGUUCGACCGCGGCCAGCGGCGGGACAUGACCUUAGAGGCUUCCAGAGAAAACAGCAAACCCAUGCAGGUCCUAAAACCCCGCAAAGUGUGCGCCGGCGGCAAGCGCAAGAAGGAUGAAAUCAGCGUGGACAGUUUGGACUUCAAUAAGAAGAUCCUUCACACUGCCUGGCACCCCCAGGACAACAUCAUCGCCGUGGCCACGACCAACAACCUCUACAUAUUCCAGGAUAAAGUGAACUAACCACGCGGUGAACUCAAUGUCAGAUCUGGCGCGGGUAACGUCAUCUGUACCCCCACAACAAUAGCCCCCUCCGCCCUGCAGCCUCAUCCAGGGUGACCCGCGGUAACGCCAACAACCAGCCUCCCUGUCCGCCGCUACUGGGUGACCAGACUUUGCCACUUUGUUCUAGAUGUGGACAGAGGAAGCCUCGCUUUUGCCCGUCAUCUGCCUGUUCGUAGCAGAGUAUCACCUGCCUUUUUGUUUAAGUGAUGUUGUGCCAAUUCCUCCCCUGUCCCCCUUUUUGGUAAGGCUUUUUUUUUUUUUUUUUUUUUUAGCCAGCCCACUUGCCCUUUUCUUCCUCUGGGGUAACAUGGGUCAACAGGUUUGAUUUCCUUAGAAUUCUAAAUACAGACACCUUUUAUUUUUAUAACUUUCCCCCCAUGGCCCUGUGGUAGAAAAUGAAAAACACUUAAUUAGUAAGUUGCCGUAUUGUCCUGUGCCAUUGUAAUGUUUAUUUUUCUAUGAAAAGAAAAUGCCACUUUUUUUUGUAUACACCUUUUUAUUAAUUAAUCUCUGUUGUAACUGUCAUAGUAUUCUUUGGGUCUCUUCACACGUCUCCCCUCAUUCAUUAAACCAUGCGUACCCAACAGUCACAGCAACCACUUGCUUGCCGUUUCCCUGACUCUCACAAACCUCAGCGGUUUGCCACCGGUGGUUGGAGAUGUUCAUGUCCUCACAGAUCCGACGCCCGGCCCAUAGAGCUGUUGUCCCGCCCACUGCUGCUGUGCCUCGGCCUCCGGGUUGGUCAAAAAGGUCCAGACUUCACAAUAGAUGGUUUCCUUUCUCCAAUUGGCUGUGUCUUGGCAUCUUUGCUCAUCGGUUCCUUUUCCUCCUUUUAGCGUGCAUUCGACAAUAGUCCGGUAUGAGAGAUGGCCUAUUUAAAGAUAAUUACUAUGAUUGUCAUAUUUAUAUUAAAGAAAAAAAGUUCAAAUGCCACCAGAUUUGUUGCGUCCCAUUUUGUGAAAUUAAACUGGACCUUUAACGUGUGUUGAGCGAUCUUGAGUAUUGUCUUCCCAUGGUGCGCCACCGCUCCGAAGCAGUACUUUGCAACGGCGAAAACCUUUUUUGAUUUGACACUGGACUCUUGCUGCACCAACUUAAGUAUUUGGAUUUGUUGUUUAAAAGAAAAACGUUUGAGGCACUAAAAGUGUUUGUUUAAACGACUGCAGACAUUACUGUGUGUACUGCACGAGGAUUUGCAGCAGUUGAUGUCUCCACACAAAUUUAAAAAUGUGGACAGGUCAGACUAUGUUGAUGCCUCUGGUAAUGUAUAACUACAGUUUUAAACUAUGACACUGAAGAUAAUAAAGGAACUACUUUUUGCA